AUGUGCCAUCGGAAAAAGACCAAAUGUGAAAUCGAGGAAUCCAGUUCGGCAUGUGUACAAUGUAUGCGCCGCGGCACACUUUGCAUUCUUCCGGCGCAAAAAGAGAAGCGGGAUGAUCUACAAAGUGAUGAAUAUGUCCAUUCCUUGAAAGAGCGAUUGGCCAGAAUUGAGUCGCUGUUGAAGACAGCUGGUGUCCUGCAAGAAGGUGAUAUAAGCGACGACGACCUUUCUGAUGAUGACGAUUCGCUGGAUUGUGAUAUCCCGGCACCAACAGAACCACCCUCAAGGCUUGCAGCCUCUUUAGCUACCAAAUGCGGUGAUCUAGAGGGGACUCCUAUCUUUCGGGCGGAUGAACGAGACGACUCACGAUAUUUCGGAAAAUCCUGCUCGCUAUCAAUACUAUCACGCACGGGGAUAGAAUGGAUCAAAAGUAAAACAGGCGAUGUCAGUUUCUUACGGGUGAUAUCGCCCGACUCUAUACACGAUAAUCCGUGGAAUCAAUGGCGCCCCGAUGUAUUCCACGACCUAUUCGCCUCGCAGGUUUUUAAGCCUCUGCCUUCGAGAUCAGAGGUUUUUUCCCUGAUGAAGGACUUCUUCCGGACGGCCAACCUGCUUUUCCCUAUCUACCUUGAGUCCUCAUUCAUGAAAAUGGUCGAAUGGCAAUACACGCAGCAAACAUGCGAUGAUGCUGCUCGUUGGGCCAGUAUCAACAUGGUGAUCUGCUUGGCUUACGAAUACCGAUAUUCGAGUAGCCACAAGUCAGAGAAAGACAAAGAGAGGGCGGAACUAUACUUCAAGAACGCCAUGUCGGUCUUCACGGAGCUGGCGCUCAAACGCACCGACCUGCUGAGUAUACAGGCACUAAUAAGCAUGGCAUUCUUCCUCCGCGGAAACUCGGGCACUCAAUCAGCACUACCACUCAUCACUGCGGCCAUGCGGUCUGGUCAACGCAUGGGUCUCCAUCGGGAUAUCGAACGACCAGACCUUAGCCCGGAAGCACAGGAAGAAAGACGACGCGUAUUUUGGGUUGCUUUUGUCAUCGAUCAAAGUACUUGUUUAAGGAUCGGAAACGCUCCAUCUCAGCACCCGGAUGAUUUUGAUGUCCCUCUCCCAGAAGAAAUCGAAAGUGAUAAGCUUGGCCAGCCUAAGUCUGAUAUAACAUUCUUUCGCCAAAUGUGUCGAAUGUCCGUCAUCAAAGGUCGCAUAUACAGCCGGCUGUACUCCGCCAAAGCAUUACUGAGGCCACCGCUUGAGAUCUACAAAACCGUCAAAGAGCUACAUGCAGAGCUUGAGGAGUGGAAUCGCGACUGUCCAACUCCCACCGAUCACAAAGUGAAAUCCAAUGAACGCGACUUCCUUUUUGGAUUUGCUUCUCUGGGCUUACAUUUUGUCUAUCAUAAUGCGCUGAUCAUGAUACAUCGUGUGCCCCUCUUUAUUAAUUACAUCGUGACAGCCAGAGAUGAGCCACAGGAGCUUCAGUCUCUCAGCAACGCACAUGCUGCAAAAUCUGGAGCCAUUGGAGCACAGGCUGCUCGAAAUACACUCAAGCUCAUCAAUAAUAUGCCAUGGGGAGACAUCGCCUGGACCUGGUCGUUGCUUUACUACGUAUUUUUAGCAGCCACAACGAUAUUUUCAACCAUUCUACGAGAUACUCGACAUGCCCAAGUUCGAGCAGAUCUCCAAUCCCUCAACAUGGCCUCAACCUUCUUUGCGACUCUCACCCCAAAUGGCCAAUCAAACAACUAUGCAGGAUUCAUGACCCGCAUAAGUGCCACUUUGGAGCGCAUUGCCAGAGUCGUAGUGGAGAAAGACCAGAAAAAAGCACUUUCUUCCGAGCAGAGCAAAGAACACAAUUCCAAGAGAAGAGACGACCCCCAAGCCACAGCUGCACGGCACACAAAACAGCAUCGACCCACAAACCUCAGAACAAUGACGCCCACCACCGUUCCCGUCCAGCCACCAAAUGUCAAACAAACGAACAUGGGAAUCCCAGACUCUCUAGAAGGCUUCCCACCCAUCAACUCAUCCGGCUACGUGGUACCCAUCAGUCCAAGCUCCAGCCAAGCCAUAAACACGGACCAGCCGCUCAUCGACGAAUCCACUACCUCGGCCUUCCUAGCCCCCAUCCCAGCAUGGCAACUAUCCCAGGAUUUCUCCACAACACCAAGCACUGCCAUCCAUUCCCCAGAUCCUUACAACAGUGAGAACCCGAUCCCGGACAUUUUCCAGGUCCCAAUGGAUGGCAAUUGGGACUACAGUGGAAACCUCUUCGCGGGCCUCUUCCCCCCAGAACAUAAUUUCCAGUAUAACCCCGCUCAAGCGAAUUCAUAUCCAUCUAUGCCGAUUCUAUCGGCUGAGUCGUUCAUGAAUGGCGCGCCUGCCGUUGAUGGUAAUGUACAGGGUACUGGGUUGGAUGGCCAGGAUAUGGGCUUUGGGUAUGCGCCUGAUGGCCAAGGGAGUGGGUAUCAUGGAUCUGAUUCCGUUUGGUCGAAUGGGUUUUUGGGGUUAUUCUAG
Messenger RNA from Penicillium olsonii, 2514 nucleotides. NCBI's taxonomy places the organism in Eukaryota, Fungi, Ascomycota, Eurotiomycetes, Eurotiales, Aspergillaceae. The record is from the annotation of a GenBank genome assembly.